Molecule: messenger RNA, 258 nt
Organism: Iphiclides podalirius (scarce swallowtail)
Lineage: Eukaryota; Metazoa; Arthropoda; Insecta; Lepidoptera; Papilionidae
Source: the annotation of a GenBank genome assembly
AUGGCUGAAGAAACUCUAAAAAAUAUAAGCCUGAGUAUUCCGUUUGAAACACCUAAAGAAGCAAUUAUUGCUUAUGAGAUAUUAAAGGUUGACAAGGAUUUAAAAGGAAGUAGAGUUAAAAGAAAUGUUACAAUAAAUAAUAAUGAGCUUGUAAUAAAUUUUGAAGGAACAGAUACAAAGAGGUUAAGAGUUGCCGUUAAUGCAACAUUCAAAAAUAUACUGUUAAUAAUUAAAACUUUAAGUGAAUUUGGUUUUGGC